AGUAGUGUCACCGUGCCCACGACAAAAACCUUCCAAGUGGCGUGUAGCACUAUUUAAAGAUUGCCACCCUGUACUUUCGGAGACGGAUGAAACAAUACUACAUCCGGGUAGGGAGUACUGAGUAGUAUGUUCAGGUCACUCUCAGGUUGGUGUCGGAGAGGUCCACGAGCGCAAAGGUGGUUUGUUGGGAAGGGCGGCUGCAGGGACCACCCCUCAGCCUGUGCUUCUGCCACCCUACGGAUAAUUGACAACCUUGAAGUGAUCGAUGGGGCCAGCAAGCAAGGCAUCAUCAACGCUUUCUGCACGGCGGGCCGUGGGGACAGUCUGUGGGCACUGGGCAGGAUGGCGCACUGCUCGAUAAUUGAGAUCGCAAUUGUCAACCCUCGCGCUGUAGGGCGGGCGGGAAUUACGGCUACCUAUCAGCGGCAGCCUGCCUCCGAUCACCCUGAUAACUCCAGCCACCAUGCCACCGUGUCUGUCAUUUCUCGCAGAAUUGGACGUCCAGACCACAGAUCGGCGACCGUCGACGUGCCGGGCGACCUGCAUCAACAGUCUAAUUGCAGCAUUUGGUAUCACGGACUUGCCGGCGAAUUAUCCUCAGACCUUCUUCGCUGCAUCCCCACUGCACCAGGCGAUGUAGUCGUUAUCUCGCAUCGCAAUUCCAGGACGCAAUCCUCCCUCAUGGGAGGAUCGGCAAGGCUCAGCCGCAGCACGGCUCCACAUUUUGCGCAACACUCUGUAUGACAGAAGAUUAAGAAGUGUAAGAAGUUAAGAUGUUGGAGACUGAGUGACAAAGUGUGGUCGCGAUACGACGUACCGUACUGUACAUACUGCUAGAGACUCAGAGUCAGUUUCUCUCGCUCCAGCACUAGUGGAGAAUUGUGCAUACACUUAUGCACGUCCUACCGGUUUAGCGCCUGCGGUAGCACCAGGAACGGUUUAGACACCCGUCUGGUCAGGGAGGAUCCCUGCCAGGCUAGGAUCCAGUGGCUGGGGUAACCACCAUCCACAUUGCUUUGCGCGGCCCGUCAUUUGGCAGU
This is a messenger RNA of Aspergillus japonicus CBS 114.51, 1040 nucleotides long. RefSeq lists its product as uncharacterized. The transcript has a single exon. The record is from RefSeq and is a predicted model, not a curated record. NCBI's taxonomy places the organism in Eukaryota, Fungi, Ascomycota, Eurotiomycetes, Eurotiales, Aspergillaceae. The coding region runs from base 127 to 744 and encodes 205 amino acids.